Lycium ferocissimum is the source of this 764-nucleotide messenger RNA. RefSeq lists its product as uncharacterized. The record is from RefSeq and is a predicted model, not a curated record. Lineage: Eukaryota; Viridiplantae; Streptophyta; Magnoliopsida; Solanales; Solanaceae. The transcript has a single exon. Bases 105 to 626 code for a protein of 173 amino acids.
UCAACUUAACACAAGUACAAAAAAGGCAAAGGAAUUCACACCCCUAGAAAGCGCAGAGACAGAGAGACGCACGAGUAACAAGAUUGUGUACUUUCGAAAAGAAAAUGGAGAUGGAGAUAGUGCCUGAAAGAGGAGGCAUAGGUGAGCUGAUACAAGCACUUGACCAAGCAACCCUAAUGGCUAAACAACUCCCUACCACUUCUGAUUCUUCCCAACUCCUCCAAAUUUACUCUUCUCUUCAUUCUGCUCACCACCAUCUCUCCCUCUUCCUAUCCCAAUCCCACCACCAUCAUCCACCACCCCAACAACCUCAUCUCCUCCCUACACCGUCUCCGGUUCUUGAGAAUUCUGUCUCCUCUGCUGUAGGCGGUGAGCCUAUGCAAGAAGAUGAUGAUGAUGAUGAUGUGAAUGGAACUGAGCAGAAUUCCAAGAGUAGUGUUGACAGAGUUGAGGAGAAGUUGCGGGAUUGUUUCAUUCGGAACAAGAGACCCAAAAGACCUCUUUCCCCGGGGUCAGCUGCGGCUGAGCAGAGACAGAGCUACGAGAAUGACUUCCCUGUCCUGGAAUUUGAUCCUCAUGGGACUAAAUUGAGGUCCUUGGAGCUUAUUUAUCAGUUCCAUUCUUGAAUAAACUGUGUACACUGUAGAGAAUUGGAUUCUUUUUUGUUUUGAGUUAUAGCUACUUAUUGGGGUGGAUAAAUUAUUGGUUAUUACCUAAUGUAUUUUCAUAAUCUCUAUUGAAAUAUUCUAAGCCAUUUUCCACCA